AUGAAUAAUAGGUUGUCAUCUAGCAAUCACUUUCCAUUGCGAUUAAUAGCGUUAAUAGCAUCAGUUUUUAUCGCAUUAGCGUCGGGUACUCCUUAUCUCUACGGGAUCUAUGCUCCGCAGUUGAUUCAAAAAAUUGGACUUACAGCAUCAGACUCCGCAACGAUUUCAUUAGCAACUAACGUUGGAACUGGGUUUGGAGGUUUGCCGGCAGGAGUAAUCAUAGACCAUCAAGGUCCCCAAUUGUCGAUCCUUAUGGGAUCCAUUUGUAUAUUUACAGGUUAUUAUGGUUUAUACAAAAUCUACCGAAAUGAAGUCGCUGCCUUAGCCGCAAUAUGUGCUUCAAUGACCUUGGUAGGUUUUGGCUCAGUGUUAUCUUACUUUGCGACAUUAAAAGCUUCUCAGUCCAACUUUCCUAACAACAGAGGAGCUGCUGGUGCUUUUCCUGUUAGUGCAUACGGUCUAUCAGCCACUGUAUUUUCUUUUAUCACACACGCGGCAUACAGUAACGACACAGGUGGUUUACUUAGAUUUCUUUCUUUCUUCUGUGGUUUGGCGAUAUUUCUUGGAAGCUUUUUUGUUCACAUCUACAUGAAUCAUGAAGACGGAGAAGACGAACAUAGACUAGUGGAUGAAGAGAGCCAACUUCUUCGAUCAAAUUCUGAAGUUAUCGAUGAUAGUGAUGGACCGUAUAAUGACUCUAGUGAAGGAGAUACUAGAAGAUCUGAUUCUUUUAAAGGUUCUUUUUCAUUUUGGGGUAUCGGAAGACGAACACCUAGACUGUCAAUUAGUUCAGAUUAUUCAGAUGUGCCAUCAAUAGUACAGGCUUUGAGAGAGCAAAAUGAACCUAGCGAUCUGGAUAGACUCUCUAAUCCUGUAUCUCUGAGACACAAUUCAUCUACGAGUUUAUUAAAGAAUCCACCCAUAAACUUAAAACAGCCAAGUGUCAAAAAACCUAUUACUAAAAAUAAAAAAACACCUUGGCAAAUAAUCAAAAAGUUGCUUAGAAGUAAACUUUUUCUAAUACAUUAUAUACAAGUAUCUAUAGCCAGUGGAAUUGGACAAACGUAUAUCUAUUCUAUCGGAUUUGUUGUUACUGCUCAAUAUUAUCAUGAUAGAGUUCCUGAAGUCACAAAAAAUACAAUUUCACAUAUAUUUGGUUCUGAACCGGGACCAGCUUCUUUGCAAGCCGUCCAGGUCUCCAUUAUAUCAGUCGCAUCAUUUUUGGGAAGGUUCUGUUCAGGUUUUUUAUCAGAUUUACUAUAUGUGAAGUUUCAUAUUCAAAGGUUGUGGAUUGUGCUUUUCACUUUAAUCAUUCUUGCUUGUGGCCAAUUUAUUAUGGCUUUUAAUUCAAACAAUUAUAAUUUAGUAAGUUUAGCUUCGGCACUUACAGGGGGCAGUUACGGAUUAAUUUUUGGGACUUAUCCAGCUAUAAUGGCUGAUAAGUUUGGAACUAGGUCAUUUUCAACGACAUGGGGUUUAAUUUGCACUGGACCCUUAAUGACAUUAUAUUUUUUAAACAAGUACCUCGGGUUCAUCUAUGAUAGUCAUUCUGAUUCGAAAACAGGAAUCUGUUUUGAAGGAAAAGCUUGUUAUAAAGGAGCUUUUGAAUUAGGCUUUGCAUUAUGUUUCGUCGCUAUGGUGGUUUCUGUAUUGUUGAUUUAUAUGCAAAGAAGAAAAUAA
This is a messenger RNA of Priceomyces carsonii, 1680 nucleotides long. RefSeq lists its product as uncharacterized. The transcript has a single exon. Gene Ontology annotation, biological process: transmembrane transport. The coding region runs from base 1 to 1680 and encodes 559 amino acids. Gene Ontology annotation, cellular component: fungal-type vacuole membrane. Lineage: Eukaryota; Fungi; Ascomycota; Pichiomycetes; Serinales; Debaryomycetaceae. The record is from RefSeq and is a predicted model, not a curated record. Gene Ontology annotation, molecular function: transmembrane transporter activity.